GGCCGGGUGGGUGGGGCGGCCGCCGCCGAGCGCCGUCAGUGCGGCUGGAGCGGUCAGCAGGCAUGUACAGCAGCUGGGGAGCCGCGCUGGGGGCCGUCGUCUCCGUCCCCGUCCUCCUCCUCGUGGCAGCGCCCUACAUCAGGAGGUAUGUCGCUGGCGGACAGUGCAAGUCAACAGCCAGGCUGGAGGGGAAGGUGGCCAUAAUCACAGGAGCCAACACGGGCAUCGGGAAGGAGACGGCCAGGGACCUCGCCCGAAGAGGUGCGAGGGUGAUUGUCGCUUGCAGAGACAUAGCAAAGGCAGAAGCUGCGGCCAGUGAAAUCCGAGCUGAGACAGGGAACCAGCAAGUCAUUGUGAAAAAACUGGACUUGGCUGAUACAAAGUCCAUCCGGGAGUUUGCUGAGAAAUUUCUAGCAGAGGAGAAGGAACUCCAUAUUCUCAUUAAUAAUGCUGGCGUAAUGUUAUGCCCGUACUCCAAGACUGCCGAUGGCUUUGAGAUGCACCUGGGAGUCAAUCAUCUUGGUCAUUUUCUCUUGACCUUCCUAUUGCUGGAGUGCCUGAAGCGGUCUGCCCCGGCCCGCAUAGUGAACGUCUCCUCACUGGCUCAUCACGGAGGCCGAAUCCGCUUCCAUGACCUCCAUGGUGAGAAGAGCUACAAUCGUGGCCUCGCCUACUGUCACAGCAAAUUGGCUAACGUGCUCUUCACCCGGGAGCUGGCAAAGCGGCUACAAGGCACUAAAGUCACAGCAAACGCUCUCCAUCCUGGGUCUGUACAUUCUGAGCUUGUCCGUCACUCGUUUGUAAUGAUGUGUCUGUGGAAGAUAUUCUCAUUCUUCUUGAAGACACCUCAGGAGGGAGCUCAGACCAGUGUCUACUGUGCAGUAGCAGAAGAGCUAGACUCUGUGACAGGCCAGUAUUUCAGUGAUUGCCAGCCAGCAUACGUAUCUCCACGGGGUCGGGAUGAUGAGACGGCAAAGAAGCUCUGGAGCGUGAGCUGCGAGCUCCUCGGCAUCCAGUGGGACUGAGUGGCGCAGACCUCAAGUGUGUACCUGGCGGAGCCCAGCGAUGGUUCUCCUGGGAAGAGCAUAGCUGAGAAACCUCAAGAUGUGGGCUCUCAUCAUGAGAUAUUUCAGCUGCCCUCAUGAUGUCUCUGUGAACACAAUCUAAAGUGAAUUUCUGGAAUAUUACACUUAAGGAUUGAGAUUAGUAAGCAACCAGUCCCCCUUCCUAGCUGGAGAAUUAGAGCACCAAUGCAGGGAGCAACUGUUACUUGGUAUCUCACGCAACAGCCAGAGGCAGCUGUUCUCUGGCUUUAGAAUAGAAAUGGAGGUUGCCGUCGUAGCUUUAGAUUAUGAAGUAACAAAGAAUUAACUUUCUUAAUUUUUUUUUUGCCUAACAGUAAUAGUAAAGAGCUAGGACUCUAAACUUAUCAUCUGUGAGGUUAUUUUCAGCUCCUACUAUUUGACCUGGCAGAGUGAACGUACUUUAAGAAUUUAGGUUUUUGCAAUACAAAUGCUCUCAAGAACACAGAAACAGGUGCUGGCCUUUUUGUAGCAUUAGGUAACAUUUUUGAGUGGAAUCAAUUAUUUUUUCACUAUAUUCUCUCUAAGAAACUGGACCCUAGGCCACUGAAGUAUCUUGGCCCCAAAUGCAUAUUGACUGCAGUAAGUUAACCGAGGGUUGGCAUAUUUUUUGAGAACCCAGCUCUCAGGGCAGGCGACUGGGAGGUGAAAAGCCACAGGAGUGCCACGGUUGUGCGUAGGCAAGUUGCUAAGAAAAAUUAACCUCUCUCCUGUGAAGCAUUGAGCAAAGAUGGUGUAAAAGUUGUCACAAUAAACCCCCCAGCUGCACUUUAAAUGACUUUAGAACCUAGAAAAGAGAGCAGAAUGAGUAAAGAACAUCUCAGCUAUGUUAAAAAAAAAAACCAAACCCAAAACAUUAAACAACUUCAGCUGAGACUUUAGCUUUAAAUGACAGCAAACUACCUAGAGCUAAAUAGCAGAAGCAGAGGUCGGGACCAUAGUAUCAAGAUAGUCAAGUUAGCUACAGUACAGGAAAGUAAGAUUUGCACAGAAAUCCUUAUGUUUGUCUGCCCAGCAGUUACUGGCCUUGUCUGGCCAAGGCUGGCAGGCUGGCCUUGCAGUACCAUACAGCCUGCUCUUCCAAAAGGCAGCUGGGUCAAUCUAUGUAGCAAUGGGAAUGCUCCAUUGGAGCUCUAGAACUACUUGGUGCAAAAUGCUAGAGUGCAGUCCAUAAUUGGAGAUUAUUUCUGAAAGAGUUAAGCAGUUAGAAAACAAGUACCAUAGCUCAUAAGAUUAUCUUCUGCUUCUGAAUAGAAGUCCAGAAGUUUUUGGACCUGCAUAUGAACGUGCCACUGUGACCAACUGCCAGUUUUGGGAAACAAAUGUUAAUUUUAUGAUUAAUUUUUUCUGUCUGGAUGCUAUCUAUGCAGAUCAGUCCUGUGCUACCUCUGAGCAAUACUAAAUAAAGCCAUUUCCUUUUUAUAA
Molecule: messenger RNA, 2507 nt
Organism: Chroicocephalus ridibundus (black-headed gull)
Lineage: Eukaryota; Metazoa; Chordata; Aves; Charadriiformes; Laridae
Product: retinol dehydrogenase 12-like
Exons: 7
Coding region: 63-1025 (320 amino acids)
Source: RefSeq, a predicted model, not a curated record